Messenger RNA from Epinephelus fuscoguttatus (brown-marbled grouper), 4066 nucleotides. It is a transcript of the gene calcrla, whose product is annotated as calcitonin receptor-like a. The record is from RefSeq and is a predicted model, not a curated record. The transcript has 13 exons. Gene Ontology annotation, molecular function: adrenomedullin receptor activity; calcitonin receptor activity; calcitonin gene-related peptide receptor activity. Bases 187 to 1623 code for a protein of 478 amino acids. Gene Ontology annotation, biological process: adenylate cyclase-activating G protein-coupled receptor signaling pathway; angiogenesis; cell surface receptor signaling pathway. Lineage: Eukaryota; Metazoa; Chordata; Actinopteri; Perciformes; Serranidae. Gene Ontology annotation, cellular component: plasma membrane.
UGACAGCCGCUUCAGCUGCGCUCAUUGAGCGCCGGAGAUCCGCUGCGUCUGGUGCUCUGCGCCGAAGCCGAAGACAGAAGACACUUCACGGGAUUGCCUUGAGAGUUUAUUCCAGUUCAGAUCCCUGCAGCUGCUGUUGGAUUGUAUUCUCCGAUCAGCAGCGGUAUAUCAUCAAUCAGCCCUGACAUGGCCAAGAGGAAGAUGGAUAGCAUCGGGCGGAGUGGGAUGAUGGCACUCUUACUGCUGUGUAAUCUAACAAAGAUUUUUGUGAAGGCAAGCCUAGAGGUAAAUGAAACCCAACAGCAGCAUCCAACCAACGUCUACCACGACAUGGGACUUACCAGGAACAAGAUUGUUACAGCACAGUUUGAGUGCUAUCAAAAAAUAAUGAAGGAUGAUACCCAAAGCAGACAAGAGCCCAUGUGCAAUCGCACUUGGGAUGGCUGGCUGUGUUGGGAUGAUACCAAGGCAGGUAUUAAUUCAGAGCAGCACUGCCCCGACUACUUCCAGGAUUUUGAUCCUUCAGAGAUGGUUACAAAGAUUUGCACAGAGAGUGGUCAUUGGUUCCUGCAUCCGGAGAGCAACCGCACAUGGACCAACUACACCCGCUGCAAUGAACACACCAAUGAAGGCCGAGUGACGGCAAUGAAUCUUUUCUACUUAGCUCUCAUAGGACAUGGCCUGUCACUGACCUCUCUCUUCAUCUCCCUUGGAAUAUUUUUCCAUUUCAAGAGUUUAAGUUGCCAAAGGAUCACACUUCACAAAAACCUCUUCUUCUCUUUUGUUCUCAACUCUGUGAUCACAAUCAUUUGGUUGACAGCUGUGGCAAACAACCAGGAGCUGGUGCAGAGGAACCCAACGAGCUGUAAAGUGUCCCAGUUUAUUCAUCUGUACCUGUUUGGCUGCAAUUACUUUUGGAUGCUGUGUGAGGGAAUAUACCUGCACACUCUCAUCGUGGUGGCUGUGUUUGCUGAGAAGCAGCAUCUGAUGUGGUACUAUCUUUUAGGUUGGGGCUUUCCUCUCAUUCCGGCUACUAUACAUGCUGUUGCUCGAAGUUACUACUACAAUGACAACUGUUGGAUUAGCUCCAAAACGUCACUACUCUACAUCAUCCAUGGUCCCAUCUGUGCUGCUCUACUGGUCAAUUUGUUCUUCCUACUGAACAUUGUGCGAGUGCUCAUCACCAAGCUGAAGGUGACCCAUCAAGCCGAGUCCAGUCUCUACAUGAAAGCUGUAAGAGCCACCCUCAUCUUGGUGCCUCUUCUGGGAAUUCAGUAUGUCCUGCUUCCAUACAAGCCAGAGGGACGGGUUUCCUCUGAAAUAUAUGACUACAUCAUGCACAUACUAAUGCAUUACCAGGGUUUGUUGGUGGCCACCAUCUUCUGCUUUUUCAACGGAGAAGUCCAAGCGGUUCUGAGGAGGCACUGGAACCAGUAUCAUAUCCAGUUUGGCAGCAGUGUAGGAAACCACUCUGACGCCCUGCGUUCAGCCUCCUACACGGCCUCAUCAAUCACAGAGGUACAGGGCUGCUACAGCAUCGACAGCCACACAGAACACAUGAACGGCAAGGGCUGCCACGACUCUGACGCCUCGAUCUUAAAGUCAGACAGCCCCUUCGCCUGACGACGACACUCCGUCCAAGCCCCGCCUGCCACUUAAAAACUGCAGCAUGUUUGGCGCUCCGUGGUAAGCAGGGAAACUCAACUCUUCCUAUAGAUACAAUGUUGGAAGUGAUGAGUGAGGAAAAGGAUUUCAUACCCACCUGAAGGAAACCAUCUCCACUCUGUCACGCUGACACAGGCCCUUUAACAGUACUGUACAGUGAGAUCUUUUCCUGCGCUGUCUUUUGUCUACAAUUUGACGCUGAACUGCUCCACUUGACCUAAGAUGCAUUCUGAUAAUCACAAUUAUGGUUGCAAUCUUUCUGCCUGACAAAAUAGUUUUUAAAUGGAUGAAUAUUAACUGCUUGGCUGUCCUUUUGGGGUCAUGUUGUGCACAUAAAGCCUUUGGUUACACUGUAAAUUCUUUUCACAUGGUUAGUGCCAAACCAGGAAAUCCUUGCCUGCCUCAUUAAUUUUUUUUAAAUUUUCGAUACAGAAUGAGAACGAAGAUAGGACAUCUAACAUGUGCGUAAUAAUAUAUUAAAGCUAUAUUAUAUCUUUCACGUUAAACUUAAUUUAUCUGAACGUAUUCUUGUUUAUUAAAUGAAAUUAAAUAAAUACCAUACAGUAUUUAUUAAUGUUGACAUGCUACAUUUUUUUCAAAAUUAGUCAAAUAUGACUUGUUGCCAUGUAAACUUUCAAUGUAUUUCCUGUUUGUUGCAGUGUUUGUUUCUAUGUGUGCAGUUAAUGCAGAUGAUUUACGGAGUCAUAUCAUUAGCGUCAUUGUUAGAGAUUUCAUCAUGCUAAUGUUUGAGCGUGUUUAAGUGAUCCUUAGUGACCUGUGCAUCCUGUAAACCACAUGGUAGGUUGUAUUGUAGCUUGUUGACACAAUAUUAUCACCGAGAAGCCAUCAUGAAAUCGCAUGUACUCCGAUAUCUACUCAUUACACUUGAAUGUAACCGUGAAGUUUGAAGACCUGGCUCUGAGCAUACUGUAUGUAUCACAUUCCCAUUCACUGCUGUCUUUAGCCUUACUCCUCUCAGAUGACUUUGAUAUAACCAUGACAUAAGUGUUACCAGGUGUUCAGACCGAAAACAGCGCUGUGUUAAAAAUGCAGAGGGCUAACAGUGGGACGAUGAAAAAUGAUCCAGGAGGGCCAGUCUGACUUACAUAUCAGUGACUUUUAAAGGAUAGGUUAGAAUUUUCCAAGUCCAUUUUACAGUACUAAAAUACAGUACUGAUUCCUUGUUUUUGCACGAGUCGUGAAUUAUUCUUUUCAUAGUGCAACUACAUUGUUGGAAAUGGGGGACGAAAUCCACAGUCCUUGUUCAGUGUUCUAAAGUUCAGCCGAAGCUAGUCUGACUCAGUGGGUGUAGACUGUGGCUGUAAACCUGCCACUGGCUGACUAUUUAGGCCGGCAUACUCCUUCCCUUACUCUAUCUGCAUGUUGAUGUCUUCAGAAUCCCCCUUGCUACGGGAAACAACAAUAACGUCUAACCGAGCUAACCAUCCACACCCUGAAAAUUAGUUUUGACGAUGAUAUGGAUCAUACUGUAAGGCACGCCUACUUCCUGUCUGUGGAUUGUUGUAAAGAUCUAGAAAUGUGAAUGCAUGUCGGAAAAGCACAGAUAUCAUCUUACAGGACUUUGAUGCAUGAUGUUGAGCCAUUUUCUGACCAAUUUAAAGAUUUGUUCUGAUUCACACAAGUUCUGUCAUAACAAUGUUCUGCAAGAGCCACAUAUAGUUAGCAAAUUGUCUGUGGUUAUAACACGUCCUUCGUUAUAAUAAUAGGCGCCCCCCAAAAAGUAUAGUAAGGCUUAACCUCUAGGGCAACGAUUAUCUAAUUAUGUUUGUCUCUUCUAUCAGUAAAAGCUGAAUCACAAUCUACAUACAACCUUUAGUGUUUUUGUGGCUUUUAAUACAAAGUUUUGUAAUCAAAAGGCCAUGACUUCACAAGAUAACCACUACAGCCUAUUUGGCUAACUGGGACAACUGAGUCAUUCGCUCAUGGCUGAGAUUCAUUCCCUAUCUUGUAAAGUCUAGUUGUGCUACAAAGUUGCUUCACAGCUGGUAUAGAAAGAAGGAACAAUUACAAGACCAAUGGCUCUUUCAACAUACAUAUGGCAUGUGAGAAUUGUUUUGCAGACUUGAAAAAAAUCCGAACCCAUCCCUCAAAGCUCAUCAGACACUAAGACAAUAGGGAACUAUGACACUAUGAGGAAAUAUUCUACAGCUUUGAAAAGUUUUGGUGGAAGUCAUGUUGUGUUGCGGCAAAAGUUGAGUUUAACUUGUUUGCACAAUGACUCUCCUUUUUUUGCGACUAAGCAGUGACCUUAUUUGAAUGGAUGAAGGAGAUGCAUUUUUUCACACAGUGCUAAUGUCAGUCUGAACACAGCCUUAUUCAGAAGUGAUGAUAUUAUCACAAAAGAAGCUGUGCAAAAAAAUACUGCAAAAAAAAAAAAACA